AUGCACCAUGAGCUGACGUAUACUCCACUAAUUCAAUAUGUUCCCGUGGCAAACAAUACUCCUAGCCCUUCCGAUACUUCAAAUUUUGACCCGAUGGCUUCGAUCCCGACUGUGGCAAAGUACGACCGACUCCCGGAUUUUGUAGAACCACUUUCUCCCCAACUAACUUCGGAUGAUAUCAACUAUCUUCACAGGAAAGGUGCCCUGGCAUUACCUCGAAUGGAGCUUCUCGACGCACUCGUUCGAAGCUAUUUCCAGUAUUUUCACUGGUUUAUGCCUCUUUUGGACCACAAUGUCUUGUUAAGCUGUGCAGGAAGCCAUUGGCGGCCUGGAAUGCCGAGAAUCAGCAUUUUAGUGUUACAGGCAGUCAUGUUCGUUGGUGUGACAUUUGUCGAUAUGCAGUAUCUACAUGAAGCCGGUUUCGAAUCGAGAAGAGUUGCGAGAAAAAGCCUGUACGAGAGAGUGAGAUUGCUCUAUGAGCUCGAUGUGGAGGAAAGCCGCGUCGCCAUCAUUCAAGCGACGCUCCUCAUGAGCUUCUGGAACGAAACACCCGGCGACAAUAAAGGAGGCUGGCAUUUUCUGGGAAUUGCCAUAUCGUUGGCCCUGACAAUAGGACUCCACCGGAAACAAACUUUCUCAAACCCUUCGCUGCAGAAACAUCUUUUCAAAAGAAUAUGGUGGUCGUGCUAUAUGAGAGAUCGUAUGCUUGCAUUUGGGAUGUCUCGGCCUCUGAGGAUCAACAAUAACGAUUUCAAUACUCCAUUACUGGAACUCGACGAUUUCGAAAUAGACAACAGCGCAGCAGGUGACCUUCCAUACCAUGUUCUAGAGCCGCAAUGUCAGCGGAGCCUUGCGGAGAUCUGUAUCACGAUGGCGAAGCUUUGUGUUCAGAUAGGGAUGGUGAUCGACUUGCACUAUUCCAUUCUCCCCAGCGACAAUCACGAGCAAUCUGCGAAGGAUCUGACGGGCCGAACUACCGCAAUACUAUAUCCCAAGUCUGAGCCAGGCAAAUUAGAGCUGAUCAAGACAUAUGACCAGUGCCUGCAAGCGUGGUUCAACAAUAGGCCUGCAUCAACUGUCUUCCAACCUCCCAAGUCAAAGAAUAUUGUUGAAUCUGCUGCGGUGGUCAUGGCUCACCAAGCUUUCCUACAAGUCUGCUUUUGUGCCACCCUUACAGCACUCCAUCGACCACAGAUUUAUCUGAGCAAGCCUGAGGCCAGAAGUAUGGACCAGUGGGAAGAACUUCGGGAACAGUCCAGACUGAGAGUCAAAGAAGCAACAACAGAAAUGGGAAAAAUCAAUUAUCACAUUCACAGACUCCAUUUGAGUUCCGCUCUACCUCCCACCGCUGCUACCCUAGAAAUACCGAUCCUCAUUACGCAUCUAAAGCAUAUACAAUACCAGGAGGGCCAGAAUCUUGAAAAUUGUUUGGAAUCAAUCCUUUAUUGUCUGAAAGUGAUGGAGGAAAUGCAAGAUCUCUAUGUGGGUGUUGAUCUGGCGAUCAGGUUUGCCGCUGACCUUGUGAGGAGGGCAAAUAUCGAUCUGUUAGUUGGGCAGGACAUGAAAGUUGACGGACUCAGCUACCGAGGCUGCCAGUAUCAGCUUCGCAGUAUGGGGACCUACGAAUCUACAGCAAACCCGGAGACUGGCAAUAUCGACAACCAUCAUCAUAUCCGAAAUGUUUCAGCUUUGCCGACUGGUUAUUCGUCACCAGACAGACCUUGUACGGCGAGGUCGACUUCAGACAGGAAGCAGACUGAUGGCAUGGUGUUUAACCUCCCAAAAGUACACUGGGGCUAUUGCGAUGAUAUUUUUCUUGCUGAAAAUCAAGACCUGGAGGCUAUUUUCCAGCUAAUGGUUGAUUUUGACAGCCUAGACGACCUCGCUUCAUAG
This is a messenger RNA of Fonsecaea multimorphosa CBS 102226, 1893 nucleotides long. RefSeq lists its product as uncharacterized. NCBI's taxonomy places the organism in Eukaryota, Fungi, Ascomycota, Eurotiomycetes, Chaetothyriales, Herpotrichiellaceae. The record is from RefSeq and is a predicted model, not a curated record. Bases 1 to 1893 code for a protein of 630 amino acids. The transcript has 2 exons. Gene Ontology annotation, biological process: DNA-templated transcription. Gene Ontology annotation, molecular function: zinc ion binding; DNA binding.